Messenger RNA from Peniophora sp. CBMAI 1063, 1161 nucleotides. NCBI's taxonomy places the organism in Eukaryota, Fungi, Basidiomycota, Agaricomycetes, Russulales, Peniophoraceae. The record is from the annotation of a GenBank genome assembly.
AUGUUUAUUCGUCGCGCGACAGACCCCGCUGGCACGGCACCUGCUCUCAUUUUACAUAAUAAUACCCGCAAGAUUAUCGGACCUAUCUACUUCGGGCAUAGCAUCAAUUGGCUUCUCCUCGGCACCUUGGCAUUUCAGCUUUAUCGAUACGAGAAAGUCAGGGAGAAGACGGACAAUAGGCUAUGGUUGCGGCUGAUGGUGUACACUAUCUUCGUCCUCGAUGUCGCCCAGACGGCAAUCGGUAGCCAAGCCCUCUGGUAUCUUGGGGUAGAUAUCUGGGGAGACGAGGAUACGCUCAUCAGCGUCAUUCCUUGGAGCGAGCCUUUCAUGCCGUUAUUCAGUGGAAUUAUUGCCUUGCUGGUCCAACUAUUCUAUGCCUGGCGCAUAUGGGUGCUGUCGCGCACGACCAUAUUCCGGGGGAUGACAUUGGUCAUCGUCAUGCUCUCGUUGAUGCAAUGCGGUGCCUCUAUCCCCACUCCCAUCAUCGUUCUCAGAGGGAAAGCGCAGAUUGCGGCUCUGGGAGGCAUUCGUACAAGCAUCGAUGUCUACCUGGCGGCCUCCUUCACGGCGGACACUCUGAUUGCUGGCUGCAUGAUCUGGCUGCUUUAUCAGGCCCGAUCUCGCACGGUCUGGGUACAGUCACAGACGCUCUACGACAGGCUGAUUGUGAACUCUGUCCAAACGGGAUUGAUUACCGCUGUGACAGCUGGGGUCGCUCUCGCCCUGUGGAAGGGUUACCCACAAGACAACUUCUAUCUAUGCCCUGGAUACAUCCUGGGGAAGUUGUACUCGAAUAGCUUGUAUUCGACCCUCAACGGACGCGCGUUCUACAGAGGGAACUCUACCGAUUCUCGUAGUGACUCGCAAUCUGGGUCUGCGCGAUCUACUUUGCCAUGGGCAGGGCGCCGGCAACAAAUGACAACUGACACGGAUGGCGGCCUGGAGGUUCGAGUUUUCCGCGAACGCGAGCGUCACUCGGACGAGCUCGAAGACGGCCUCAAGAGAUCGGGACAAGCUAAGGGCCCAAUCCGAGUCGGCCAAGCAGUUGGAUGGAAGUCAGCCGUCUCCGUCGGCGAAGAGAGCGGUAACGAGCACGUCGUCCAGUUCUCUGAACUCUCGACGAACCCAGCGGACACAGACCGCGACAGUGUCAAGGUGUAA